CAAAUUUAAAAUUAGUCAAUUUCUUUUUAAACGUCAAUUUAUACCAGUUUAUACUUUAAAAGCAUGGAUGAAGAAACUAAUGAAAUCAGCCAAAACAUAGAAGAUGACCAACAAGAUGAUAUAAAAAAAUAUGGUACCCCCUCGAAAAAAACCGAUCCAAAUCUUUUUACGAUUCGAAAUGAUAAAGCUACAAAAAGAAUAAUUGCACCGUAUGUAAACAUUGUAAGACGGGGUAAAAGGGCGGCUUUAAGUGAGAAAGAUCGGGAACUCGAAUUUUUCUUCGAGGGUAAACCAAGUAUUAUCGGUCGAAAUAUAAAUGAAUUUUUGGAUGAUACCGUUGACUUACCCACCGUUUUAUUGGAGUCCGUCGCCACAUUAAAAUCGAUUACUAAAUCGGCUGGAUCGCGAUUGUAUAUGGUCAAUGAAGAUCUUCAAGAGUAUUAUUGUUGUCCGAGAAAUAAUCCAAAUCCCGAACGAAAAAUCGGUUGGGCCGUCCAAGAAGGAAGCACAGUUGCGGGUUACGUCGCAGCUCGAAAAGAAUACGUUAUGAUUGGAGAUGUUUUAACCGACGCAAGAUUUCCAGAAGGGGUUCCUUUUACUGAUCCAACUGUAAAAGCAGUUCUUGCAGUUCCCGUGGUAACACCAACAAACGAAUGUUUAGCCGUAAUUGAGUUGUAUCGAGACGUUCUUCAACCAAAUUAUGAUCGAAAUGAUUUAAAAAUUGCUGUUGUUAUUGCUGGAUGGAUAGGAACAUCGAUACAUUUAAACAAAGAACGAAUGACUAUGCAAAGAAAUCAGAAAUUGAAUGAGUGCUUAAUGAAUUUAACGAAAUGUUAUUUUGCCGGCACUAUUACAUUGGGAAGGAUGAUUAAUGAAGUGGCGAGCUUUGCCAAGCAAGUGAUCGAUGCAGAAAAAGCAACAUUUUACAUUUUAAAUCGGGAAGAUAUGACAGCUGAUAUUUACGACGAAGCCCUAACAGGAAAUUCUAUGUUAAGGCGACAAUUAAAAGCAAAUUUUAAUAAAGAACAAAGCAUCGCCAGUAACGUGGCUAAAACAGGCCACACUAUAAACAUUCAAAACUCGUUUAAAGAUUAUAGAUCCCGUAGAGAUUUAAAUUCAAAAACAGCGUUUAUCGAACGAUCAGUUUUAGCAAUGCCAAUAAUGGGCGUUGAAGGUGUUUUGGGAGUUGUUGAAGCUGUUAAUAAAAUUGGGGAGGAAUGUUUUACGAGAACCGAUGAGGAAGUUUUUAGAACGUUUACUUUAUACUGUGCUUUAGCGCUGUAUUAUUCAAAAAUAGUUGAUGCUAGACAAAGAGCGGAUACUUUUUCCGAUGUGAUCAUGUCUUUAUUAAAACGUCAUCUAGAACCUUGCGAACACGAUAUUAAUGAUAUGAAAGAAAACCUGGAGUUUGAUGAGCCCCUUUCAAACGUUAAUGAUUUUGGUUGGUAUAUAACUCCGGAGAGAGUUAAUGAGCUUCCACAAAUCGUUUAUUACAUGAUGACUCAUGUUGGAGAACCAGAGUUUUUUGACAGCGAAGAACUAAUGAAAUUUAUCUUAUCAGUUAGAAUUUUUUAUAGAAAAAAUCCUUAUCACAAUUUCGAGCAUGCUUUUUCUGUAUGUCAUUGUAUGUAUAACAUUUUAAAACGAAACAUUGAGUUGUACACAGUAAACGAGAGGAAUUCUUUGCUACUCGCCGCUUUAUGUCAUGAUAUCGAUCACGGUGGAAUAACAAAUAGCUUUUUACAUUUGAACAAUGACCCCUUAUCCCGAUUAUAUGCGGAUGCACCAUGGGAAAAUCAUCAUUUUUGUGUGACUAUGUUACUUCUUGGGGAAAUUCACAUUUAUCAAAAUAUAUCUAAAUCCGACCACAAAUCAAUUCAACAAAUAAUCAGUAACGCUAUCUUAGCAACUGAUUUAUCAGUUUAUUUCAGAACUAGAGCUAAAAUAGCUCCAAUUGUAGAAGAUGAUACCUUCGAUUGGAACAAUCCACAACAUAGAACUAUGUUAAUUGAUAUUUCAAUGACAACUUGCGAUUUAUCCGGAAAUUGUAAACCGUUCCCGGUUGCGAAAAAAAUCGCUGAUAACCUUUAUGAAGAGUUUUACAAGCAAGGUGAUAUCGAACGUAGCAUGGGAUACACACCAUUAUCAACCAUGGAUAGAUUAAAACAAUACAACAUACCUGAAGAUCAAGUCGAAUUCUUAAGUGUUUUGGUCAUUCCAGCUUGUGAUCUUUUAAGGAAAUGUUUUCCAAACACUUCACCACUUUAUGAUGAAGCUUGUAAUUUAAGAGAUGAUUGGUGGGAAGUAAUAAGAAUAAGAAACGAACGUUGUUGGAACGUAGAGGAAGUUCUAGGAACUGAUAUUUUAAUGGCUCAACCAAGGAUAUAAAUUUAAAAAAAUGCCUGCUAAUGAGAAAAAUAUGUUUAAUACAUCUAGAAAUAUAAUAAUUAAU
This is a messenger RNA of Onthophagus taurus, 2452 nucleotides long. RefSeq names its product cAMP and cAMP-inhibited cGMP 3',5'-cyclic phosphodiesterase 10A. Gene Ontology annotation, molecular function: 3',5'-cyclic-nucleotide phosphodiesterase activity; protein binding. Gene Ontology annotation, biological process: signal transduction. NCBI's taxonomy places the organism in Eukaryota, Metazoa, Arthropoda, Insecta, Coleoptera, Scarabaeidae. The record is from RefSeq and is a predicted model, not a curated record.